Molecule: messenger RNA, 2288 nt
Organism: Juglans regia (Persian walnut)
Lineage: Eukaryota; Viridiplantae; Streptophyta; Magnoliopsida; Fagales; Juglandaceae
Exons: 8
Coding region: 361-1941 (526 amino acids)
Molecular function (GO): DNA binding; protein binding
Source: RefSeq, a predicted model, not a curated record
CAACUCUGACACUCUAAAUUUGUACAAAUAAUUUUUGAAAAUAUUUAUUUGCAGGGAAGGAUGUUAGGCAGAUUUUCCUAUUUUAAAGUCUGAAAUUCACGAUCCACCCGAAAAACCAAACCCGAGCCGGUUCUGAUGACCUGAAAGUUGAAACCCCCAAGAGAACUAGUGGAGAGUCGUUGUGACUAGUGAACCUAUUCAAGCCCUCGAAAAGGAUCUCCCACGUCAAAGAGCGAACCCUCGAAGAUCUCAGCAUUGAUGAAUAACAUAUUCCUUUCAAUUUUCACUCCGCAUAUUUCCGCUCGAGGAAGACCGACACCGAUAUUACAUUAGCGCAUCGAGAGCUCCCGUAUCGGCAAAAUGGCUGGGAGAGUGGAAUCUGCCCCAUUUGAUUGGAUGGAAGAGAAUAGCGUGCAUCAAUAUGAGACUCCUGUAAGAACUAAACGGAAGGUAAGAUCGAAGAAAAAGGAGUUUCUUGGUUGGGGAUCGAGACAGCUCAUCGAGUUCCUUGAAUCGAUAGGAAAAGAUACGAGUGAGCAUAUCUCUCAAUAUGAUGCUGCCGCCAUUAUAAAUGACUAUGUUAAUAACAACCACCUUCUUCACCCCACAAAAAAGAAGAGAAUUCUUUGUGAUGAGAGGCUCCAUUCAAUUUUUGGAAGGAAAACAGUAAGCCGAAUCAAAAUCCACGACUUGCUCGAACCACAUUUUGCCGAAAACCUAGAGGAAUCGGAUGAAGUUUUUUCAUACAGCUCUGAUGAGAGGGAGAACGUUUUGGAGACGUACGAACGGGAUAAUAUCUCGAGUAUGGAAAGAGCAGCCCACCAAAAGAAAAAAGUUUCCGUAACUCCGACAAGUUGUUUUGCUGCCUUAAAUCUUCACAACAUUAAGCUUGUCUACUUGAGAAAAAGUCUAGUUGAAGAUCUUCUCAAGGACCCUGAAACCUUUGAAGAUAAACUAGUAGGAAGCUUCGUCAGGAUCAAAUCUGACCCUAAUGAUUACCUUCAGAAAAACUCUCACCAGCUUGUCCAAGUCACAGGUAUAAAGAAGGCAUUUGGAAUCGGUAGUACAAGUAUGGAAGUCCUCCUUCAAGUUUCCGGUGUGGUAAAAGACAUCUGUGUUGGCAUGCUUUCGGAUGAUAACUUUUCUGGUUUGCAGGAAGAAUGCAAGGAUUUGAAUCAGAGAGUAAAGGAUGGCUUGCUCAAAAGGCCAACUGUUGUGGAGCUUCAACACAAGGCGCAAAUAUUGCACGAGGAUAUUACAAAGCAUUGGCUUGCAAGAGAAAUUCCUUUAUUACAAAACCUCAUUGAUCGAGCCAAUGAGAAAGGAUGGCGUAGAGAGCUUGAUCAGUACCUGGAGAAAAAGCAGCUGCUUGAGACACCAGAUGAACAGUCACGGCUGUUGCAUGAGGUUCCAAAAGUAAAUGCAGAUGAAGUAGAACCGGAAGCUACACCGAAAGAUAUUCUAGAUAACGUGGAACAAGGAAACAAUGGUUCACCUAGGUCAAUCCUCAAUGGAGCUUCAGAAGUUCCGUUUCGCAUUAUAGCGGCAAAUGGUGCUGCAUCAACCUGGACAUGUCAGAGCACUGAUUUUGCAGAGUUUCAAAAUGAUGUUAUUGAAGAACAGCCGAAGCAACCAUCCGGCUACAUAGACAAAAGUAAUGGUGAGACACAGCUUGCAAAUAUAGAGAGGAAUAACCAAGUGAUUGAUCUGAGUGAUGAUGAGGAGAAGGAAGAACCAAGUGUUGGCAAGCGAAUUCCUGAUGACCAGUUGGGAAGCUUGCUAUGGCAUUAUUUAGAUCCCCAAGGAGAAAUACAGGGCCCUUUUUCUUUAACAUCCCUUAAACGUUGGAGUGACGCUUAUUACUUUCCUCCGGAUUUCAAGGUCUGGAAGACGGGUCAAAACCAAGAUGAAGCUGUUCUAUUGAAAAAUAUUCUACACUAGGUUUUUGCUCAAUUGAUUGUACUAGACUAGAUUUGUUGCUUAUAGUAGGGCGUAAUCUAUAAAUAGCAAUUGCUUGGUAUGUGAAUGAUACGAGGUUUCUGUGGAAGAACUAGCAAUUGUACCAUGAUAAUAUUCACUAUCGGGGGGUACAUCUGAUUAACUUUUAGUUGAAUAGCGCAAGAGAGAAUGAGAGAAAAGGCUGCUUGUAAGGAGAACUAAAAGAUUUUAGUCACGUUGUGAAUGUGGAUCACUACAAUUUGGGCUUCCAAGUCAAUGGGCAGGGUUGAUUCUCAAGAGGCCUCUGUCCUUGAACUCAUUUAUCUUAAUGGUAUAGUUUCUUUUUAGCA